This is a messenger RNA of Chara braunii, 3949 nucleotides long. NCBI's taxonomy places the organism in Eukaryota, Viridiplantae, Streptophyta, Charophyceae, Charales, Characeae. The record is from the annotation of a GenBank genome assembly.
CCAGUGGUGCUGACAUGGCAGGCAUUGGUGGAUAUGGCUUGUCCUCUUCCUGUUACUUCUUGUCCUCGUCAUCGAUGCCCCCCCCAUCCCAACCUUUCGGUUGUUGAAAAUGAUGACCACUGCUGCUGCUGCUGCUGUCGGAUAUGCAAACGGUGGCUGGCCAAUGUCCCAACGCAGGUCGUCUCGACUGGGUGAACAAGAGAUAGCAAGGGGCAGAGACUGUGAGAGAGGAGGAGUUGCGGAUGGAGGGAGGAGGAGUAGUAGCCUUCUUCUUGCUCCACCUCGGGAGGGUGUUGGUGACAGGAGGGUAGUGGCCGUUGGGGUGGAAAAGAAGAUGGCGCACGCUCUUAGGUUCAAACUGCCCUGGCUCAAACUGCCUUUUCUGUUGUCGUCAGGCAUAUCCAUCCGAACCAGUGUGUACGUGCUGGUGAUGUUAGCUGUGGUGUGGUUGUUGAUUUUUGAGGAUGGUGAUUGCAGAAUGAACGUCUUGUGUAGGUGGGAUGUACGGAACUCGUCGUUUUUUGACUUUCCAUCCGCUUCGGAUGUUUCUCGCUCUUCGUUCUUACCUUCUUCCUCCUCCUCCUCUUCUUUGCAGGUGACUGGCACGGGUGGGGAGCACCGGGGCCGUGAUGACGGUAGUGUGUGUAAUGCAUGGUUAGCAUGCAGGUUACGUCAUCCGUAUGGGUUUGCGGAUUUUCCGGCUAGGGAUCCCCCCCCGAGGAGAAAAUCUCGCAACAGGGAUGGUGUUGGUAGAGGACUCCGAGAGGGAGACAGUCCAGGGCGAGGAACUGGAGAUGGUGCUGGAGGAGGAGGAGGAGGAGGAGGAGGAAGAAAACAGACGGUACGCAGAGGCGAGACAGGCACCGGAGCCCCGGACGUUACGCUCGGCGUUAAUAACAAGACCGACAUAGCUGAUGACAGCAAUGGUGCAGCAAAUAUGACGAGCAUUGCGACUGGCGUAGAGGGGAAGAAGAGGGGGGCACAGUCUGUUUCGGCUGGCAUAGAGGGGAAGAAGAGGGAGGCACUGUCUUCCCUCCCCCCCUCGAUUGAUAGUGGUGGUAAGGCUAAAAAUAGAAGUAAGGGUAGUAGUGAGAACAACUGGGCGCAGUGGCCGCCUUACUCGACGUCAUCGCUUCUCCAGUCUGGGAUGAAGAUGCCUUCUCUCGAACACUUCUUCAUCUCCGCCGAUCUGUUUGCUGCCCGUGCGAUUAAUCGGACGGUUAUCCUCACUUACGGCAAUUCCGGCUCGUGGGAUUUUCUGAUCAACUGGGUGAUGCAUGCCGAGCGAGCGAAGAUCUCCAACUACUUCGUCGUUGCUUUGGAUAUGGCGGUGCUGCAUGAUUUCUACGGUUGCGGCGUACCUGUGGCCAUUCUGCGCUCGAUACCGCUGGCGCUAUCUAAGUGCUCUUCGGCGGCAUGGGGCACAGUGAGCUUCAAGAAACUGCAGGCAACUAAACCACGGAUCAUCCUCGAGACGUUGGAGGCCGGGUUCGAUGUGCUGAUGUCGGAUGCGGACCAGGUGUGGCUGCGUAAUCCCCUCUCCUUCUUCUCUGCACACCGUCUGCCGGAUCUGCUCAUUUCCACCGACUGCUAUCUGAUACCUGACAAGUUCGAUGCUCAACUCUUUCGCGAGGGCAGAGAUCGUAUGGCGUCGCUCGACAGCAAACGAUGGGCUUAUUGCAAUGCCCGUAAACCCGUGUUUAACGUUGGCUGUAUGAUGCUUCGGAGGCGGUCUGCGAUCUUCGAUAUCGUCCGCGAUUGGGAGAGUUGGAUAGUGGCGCAUCCAACGGAGUGGGACCAGUCUGUCUUCAACGAAUUGCUAAGGAAGACGAUACCCCGUGAGUCGACCAUGGUUCGAACCUCGGAAGGCAUAUAUUACCAUGCCUACGAUGGGACCUUGUUACUGGCCUCCCUCCCCCAGGGGCUGUUUGCAAAUGGGCAUGCUUACUUCACAGAGGGCUUGUCCGAGGCAGUGGACAUGGGACUGUACGAAGUACCGUACGUGGUCCACGCAAAUUUCAUCUUUGAUGCUAAGGUGAAGCGGCGGCGACUGCGGGAGGUGCGCUUGUGGGAUGCAGACCUGCCUUCUUACUACUACGUCGGAGAUGGUGAUCACGAACACGAUGGCAUUGAAAAUGAGGAUCACGAUGACGGUGGCGGUAACGAUGACGAUGAUGACGAUGCUGGUAAGGAGGGUGGUGACGCCGGUGGUGGUGGUGGUGGUGGUGGUGGUGGUGGUGGUGGUAAUGCUGGUGAUGACGAGCAGGAUGAUGGUGUUCAAAGGGAAGCAAUGGGGAAGAUGGCAUCCAGUUCUAAGAUGCAGAUUAUAAGCCUGGAAAGAGAAGGGAGGAAAGAGGAGGGUGGGGGGAUGCUGGAACGAAAUCGGGAAGGUACGGGAGGGAGAAAGAGAUCAAGCAAGAGGAGAGUGGGGAUGAGGAAGAGGAGGAGGAGGAGGAGGAGGAGGAGGAGUGGGUAUCUGUCGUACAGGGACACUCUUUCUCUCACGUUGAUUGAUGCUGCGGGUCAUGAUUCUGACUACAACAAUCUUGCCCUGGAAAUCCAGAUGCGGUGGCUGCGCACCGCUCUGGCGGUUGCCCAUGUGCUCGAUCGCAUACUUGUCAUGCCCGUUCUACGCGGCAAUUGGGAAGGCCCUAAAGCGAUGGCUGCGGUUCUGCCUAAUACGCAACGGGCGUGGACGGAUUUUUUCUUCCGUUACGACUUGCCUGAGGUAGAGGAAGUUUUGGACGACGUCAUCCGAGACAGCGGCUUCUUGCGCAGCCGCUGGCUGCCACCUGACGUACUUCACUCCCGCAUCAUCGUGAGGGUCGGUGAUCGAUUGCACCAGCGCCGGGACACCUACCUGUCGGUCACGAGUGAGGAUGCCGUGGUGAGUACGGCCGCGGCCACAGACGGUUUCGACGCUGCCGUUGAUAAGGGUACUAUUAGAUAUCCGAAAAGGCGUAAUCGUCGCUGGAGAAGUCAGGUGCCUGUACCUACCAGAAGAGGCGAUGUAGAUGAAUAUGGGGAUGGAAGUGGAGAUGCUGAAUGUCUAUGGAUCGGGGGCAGUAGCCGAGGCGGCGUUGACGGUGGUGGCGACAGCAAAGGAGGAGGAAGAGGAGGGGAGAGGGAGGGAGUGGAGAAGGGGGCAAGAGAUGGAGAAGAAGGGGAGAAUGGGAGCGAGAGUUGGGUUCGAGUUGUCUCGAUCGGAAAAAAUCUGACAGACGUUCAGUUAGAGGUGGUUCUUGGAAAAUAUGACCACGUUAAGUUGAUUGAAUUCGAGACGAUGGAGGGAGUCUUUGCUGGAUUCGCAUCGCAGAAGGAGAUGGACCUCUUCAAUCACACGAUGGCGGCUGUAUUACAGAGAAGGGACACAAAAUCCCCGUUCUUUCAUUUCCCCCCUUAUUGGUAGCUCCUCAAGGAAAAUUCAAUUCCUACCUUUUUUAUUCUCUGUCACUUCAGUCCCCCUUUAUAAUCAGUUCGUCUUGAGUGUGCAUGCCGAUCUGCUGAUCCGCGGAUCCACCGAUCUGCCUGAUUUGCCAAUCUGCCAAUUCGCCAAACCGCUAAUCUGCAGAUCUGUCCAUCUGCUGAUCUGCCGAUCUGUUGAUCUGCCAAUCUGUCGAUCUGUCGAUCUGCCGAUCUGCUGAUCUGCUGGUCUGCUGAUCUGUCGGUCUGCCAAUUUGUCGGUCUCCGGAUCUGUCAGUCUGCCGAGCUUUCAAUCUGCUGAUCUGUCGAUCUGCCGAUCUGUCGAUCUGCCGAUCUGUCGAUCUUCCAAUCUGGCGAUCUGUGGAUCUGCCGAUCUGUCGAUGUGAUGAUCCGCCCAUCUGCCCAUCUGCUGUUCUGCCCAUCUGCCCAUCUGCCCAUUUGCCCAUCUGCCCAUCUGCUAAUCUGCCGAUCUGCUGAUCUGCCACCGCCCAUCUGCCCAUCUGCUGUUCUGCGAUUCUGCCAAUCU